Molecule: messenger RNA, 2536 nt
Organism: Poecilia reticulata (guppy)
Lineage: Eukaryota; Metazoa; Chordata; Actinopteri; Cyprinodontiformes; Poeciliidae
Product: dehydrogenase/reductase SDR family member 13-like
Source: RefSeq, a predicted model, not a curated record
AGRAAAGAAGAAGACAGAGAGGCCAACACAGACAGACUCAGACACCAGCAUGUAUUUGUAUCUGGUAACAGCAGCUGUUUGGGUCUAUGUUCUGGUUUUCUACGGCCUGUUUAAAGGAACGAGAUGCUUGAGUCCUGCUUGGCUGAAGGGGAAGACUGUUGUUGUAACAGGAAGCAACACUGGCAUUGGGAAAAGUACCGCCCUGGAACUGGCAAAGAGAGGAGCUCGAGUGAUCCUGGCCUGUCGCAACAAGGAGAAGGCUGAGGCUGCAGCGUUUGACAUCCGCUCAGAGAGCGGGAACCCCCAGGUAGUGUUCAUGCAGCUUGAUCUGGCAAGUUUAAAGUCAGUUCGCAGUUUUGCUGAAACCUUUCUUAAGACUGAACCUAGACUGGACAUCCUCAUCAACAAUGCAGGUGUUGUAGGUCCUGGCUGCACUGAGGAGGGCUUUGACCUGGCCUUUGGGGUCAACCACCUGGGUCACUUCCUGCUGACCAACCUUCUGCUGGAGCGGCUCAGGCUCUGUGGCCCCAGCCGAGUCAUCACCGUGUCUGCUCUCCUGCACCGCAUUGGGAGCAUUGACUUCCAGCGGCUGGCUCCACAGACAGACGGGGUGCCUCCCCAGUCUGCCUGGUCCAGCCUUCAGGCCUACUGUAACAGCAAACUGUGUAAUGUGCUCUUCACCAGGGAGUUGGCCAACCGGCUGGAAGGCACUGAUGUUACCUGUUACACCCUGCACCCAGGAGUAAUCUACACAGAACUGUGCCGUAAUCUGAGCCAGUGGCUGCAGCUCCUCCUGAUGCCCUUAGCCAAGCUGUUCCUCCUGGACCCCAGCGGAGGAUGUCAGACCACCCUGUACUGCGCCCUCCAGGAGGGCAUCGAGCCGCUCAGUGGUCGGUACUUCUCCAGCUGUGCGCUGCAACAGGUUGGAGCCAACGGGCGAGAUGAUGGCCUGGCAAAGAAGCUUUGGGAAGUAAGUGAGAGGUUAACAGGCAUGGCCUGAAGCACCAGAGACUGCCUUAGAGCCAUUCACAACUCUUAUAAAGUCCAACUUGUGUCUGAAUUUUCAUGCACUUCUUUCGUUUGCUUUAAUAAAAUUGAGGAUCCCUUGAAUGUUUUCUGUAUGUCUAUCGCCUGAUGUCAUGUAUGAAGUCUGCAGAGUUUCAUUGAGCAGAUAAGAGAUCAUAUGAUGACAGCAUUUUUGAAUGCAUUGUGGGACAUGUGGUUCUUCACCCUCAUCUUUUUACCUUUUCUGAAUUUGAUGAUUGGAAUCACUGACAGCAUCAGGACCCUCAURUAGAAAAGAAUGCACAGCUUUCCUGCUAAAAGUUAGUGAGGAACAAAUUUUGAAAAGUGUGGUUCUCACGCAUGUAGCUCUGCACAAAUCCCAAUUUGUGUGAGAUAAAGUGCAGCUGCUGGUCCUGAUUGGACCGCCUAUCAUAAGAACAUGUGUUAAUUAGUAUAAAUACCCAGAAGGCUGACACCACAUCCAAAUAACCAUGGAUGGUGAACCGUUACCUGCUAGUAGAAGCAGGUAACGGUUCCUGCUUCUAGUAGCAUCUGACAGUAAUUAUUACAUAUUUUAAAAAAAUUAUCUCUUUCCAGGGCACACAAGGUCACUUCACUAAAAAUAAAAAAAAUGUAACAAAACAUUCCAAAUAGAAAACAAAACGGAACAUUUAGAGCAUAAAAUGAUGGAAUGAGUUGAUUAAUUCAAGUGGAUAUACUUGUUUGAACAGCAGAGUGUUCAGCUGGCAUCUAAAGACAGUGUUUGAGAGAGAGCUUUGUGUUGAAUGGGGAAUGUGGAAGUUUAUUCCUAAUAGAGAAAUCAUGUGUUGGACCAGACCAACAUGCUGCUACAUUUAUUAGUCAAUUCUGCUCAUAUAAAUUGCACCUUUACAGAAAGGAGAAGCUUUCUAUUCAUAAAGGAGCAUUCACAAAGCUGGAAUGGCUCGACUGCAGGAUGACUGUCUGACCUGCCAGCAGCUCCAGCUGCUGUUAACCCACAGCUCCUUUAAGGCUGGGACAAGUUCUGGACAGAGCUCCAGGGUGACCACUCUGGACAAUCUGAAGACUAAUAAAGCAUCAACACGUCCCAACAGAUCAAUAUGAUCUCUCAACACACACUCAAUCACUGGCGAUGUUCUCUAUUAGUGCCAAAGUUGACAUUGUUCCACUGUUGCGCACAUCUUUGUGGUGGACAAGGUGUGAUUCUCUACACACCUUGUCCACUGUCAGAAUCAUUAAACUUGACCUGUUUGGAGCUGAUCUGCUGAUCCAACCAUGUUUUCUUUUUCAGUCAGAAUGAAUGUGCCCCUUAAUAUUUGCAGACAUUUUCUGUUACUCGGGGUGUAGACCGACGGGACGAAAACCAAGGAAAUUUACUGUUUACAUCCGACUGCGAUUUUCACAACAUUUAGUUUUAUUAUAUUUAUUAAUUUUGUGUGUGUGUGUGUGUGAUCGUUACCUAAUUUUAUGAGGAUGUAUGUGGUUCAGUUUCAUUGUUUAAGUUUAAUUAAUAAAAGAUUAAAGUCAUAAA